UUAGGAUGACAGUGAGAGGAGGAGAGGACCGAGAGAGGUUUAUUUGUCUUCUCCUUUGCGGUUCAGUUGUGUUUUCCUUUGCCUGUUUUGUUCAUAGUUAUUGCCGUGCUCGUCGCUGUCGUGUUGCGAGGAAUUCUUACUUAAAGGUUUGCAUGUUGAUCCGACUACAUGCCAGCUAGCACAACAAAGCUAGCUCGUUAGCCGUUGGCUUCAGAUCGCUAACAGGUAAAGUGAAGAAUCGGAGUCGCUGAAGGGAAUGGAAAGAAACAACGACUAAUCAGAGAGAACCACUCACGGAUUCUGUCUUCUUGAGUCACUGGUUAUUAGUGUUGCUGUAAUCUCCAAUAUGGUGCAGAAGUAUCAGUCCCCAGUGCGGGUGUACAAGCAUCCCUUUGAGCUGGUAAUGGCGGCCUACGAGCGCCGGUUCCCCACAUGCCACCUUAUUCCCAUGUUUGUCGCGAGCGAUGUGAUGAACGAAGAGAGCAGCGAGGAUGGAUCCACUCACAAAAUAGAGCGGCGCUGUGCACUGGAUGUGGAUGCUCCACGCCUUCUUAAACGGAUUGCAGGCGUGGAUUAUGUCUACUUCAUCCAGAAAAACACGAUUAACCGAAAGGAGAGGACGCUGCACAUCGAGUCUCAUAAUGAGACGUUCUCCAAUAGGGUGAUCAUCCUUGAGACUUGCUGCUAUUCGGUCCACCCAGACAAUGAGGACUGGACAUGUUUUGAGCAGACUGCCAGCCUGGACAUCAAGUCCUUCUUUGGCUUUGAGAGCACAGUGGAAAAGAUUGCCAUGAAGCAGUAUGCCAGCAGUAUAAAAAAGGGAAAGGAGAUCAUUGAGUUCUACCUGAAGGAACUUGAAGAUGAGGGCAUUACUCACGUGCCACGCUGGACUCCUUCUUCUGUUCCCUUUACUCCCAGCCAGCCAACCAGCCUCCCCAUCAGCCCGGCUAACCUUCCCAAACUCUCAGUCACUCCGGCCAUUUCUAUCCCGCUGCCUGCCAGUGUCAAGGACAGCGCCAUUCAGGAUGUCAAGCAGGAGAACAGCGUGCUUCUGGCAGAUAGUUUAGGAGACUUGCUGGCUGGGACACCUGAAGACAAACUGGAUGCAGAUUAUAUCAAACGUUACCUUGGAGACCUCACCCCCUUGCAGGAGAGCUGUCUAAUCAGACUUCGCAAAUGGCUGCAGGAAACACACAAAGGAAAGAUCCCAAAGGAUGAGCACAUCCUGCGCUUCUUACGUGCCAGGGACUUCAACAUAGAUAAGGCUCGGGAGACCCUGUGCCAAUCACUGACCUGGAGGAAGCAGCACCAGGUGGACUACCUGUUGGAGACCUGGACCGCACCACAGGUCCUCCAGGACUACUACACCGGGGGCUGGCACCACCACGAUAGAGACGGUCGUCCGUUAUACAUCUUGAGACUGGGCCACAUGGACACCAAAGGACUUGUUCGUGCUCUUGGAGAAGAGUCUCUUCUCAGACAUGUGCUGUCUAUUAACGAAGAAGGCUUGAGGCGCUGCGAAGAGAACACAAAGGUGUUUGGUCGACCUAUCAGCUGUUGGACAUGCCUGGUAGAUCUGGAGGGUCUGAACAUGCGCCAUCUGUGGCGGCCAGGAGUCAAGGCCCUGCUGAGGAUCAUUGAAGUCGUGGAGGCCAACUACCCCGAGACACUGGGACGGCUGCUUAUCCUGCGAGCGCCCAGAGUCUUCCCUGUCCUGUGGACACUGGUGAGCCCCUUCAUUGAUGAAAACACCCGAAAGAAGUUUCUAAUCUAUGCGGGCAAUGAUUACCAAGGGCCUGGUGGCCUGGUGGACUACAUAGACAAGGAGAUCAUCCCCGACUUCCUGGGAGGAGAGUGUAUGUGUGAGGUUCCAGAAGGUGGACACGUUCCCAAAUCUAUGUAUCGGACACCUGAAGAGCUUGAGAAUGAGGAUGUCCGCCUCUGGACUGAGACCAUCUACCAAAGCGCCAGCAUCUUUAAGGGAGCGCCACAUGAGCUUCUGAUUGAGAUAAUCGAUGCCUCCUCUGUCAUCACCUGGGACUUUGACGUGUGCAAAGGUGAUGUGGUUUUCAAUAUCUACCACUCCAAGCGGGCCCCCCAGGUGCCACGUAAAGAUACGCUGGGAACUCAUGGCAUCACCUCCCCAGGAGGCAACAAUGUCCAGCUUAUUGAUAAGUCCUGGACACUGGGUCAAGAUUACAGCAUGGUGGAGUCUCCGUUCACCUGCAAAGAGGGAGAGAGUGUGCAGGGUUCCCACAUUACACGCUGGCCUGGUUUCUACAUUCUCCAGUGGAGGUUCCACAGCAUGGCGGCGUGCGCUGCCACCAACCUGCCACGCGUGGACGAUGUUUUGGCCACGCUGCAGGUCUCCUCACACAAGUGUAAAGUCAUGUACUACACCGAGGUGCUGGGCUCGGAGGACUUCAGGGGGUCGAUGACCAGCCUGGAGUCGAGCCACAGCGGCUUCUCUCAGCUCAGCGCCGCCACCACCUCAUCGAGCCAGUCACAGUCCAGCUCCAUGAUCUCGAGGUAGAAACCUGAACGCAGAAGACUUUGGACUUCAAUACCCACAACUCCCCUGUACCCUUGCUGUCACCUGUCCUCCUGCCCCGUCUUCUUUGGACUCCUGUUGUACAGCCAGUCUCUACAGAACUGAAGAAUGCUGGCAAAAAUAAUACAAAAAAAUAUAGAAUAUAAGUAUAUAUAUUUAAAAAAAAAGAAAAAGAAAUCUGAAGCAAAAAGAAAACACAAAGACUCUGUGAAAAAUUUUUAAGGGCUGACAUUUGCACAAAGGUCGUACUUUUUACGCCUCCGCCAGACGUCACUUUGAAAUCAGAACAUUAGUAGAAUGUUUGCAUGUGGAAGACUUGAUAAGAUGACCUGGUGCCUCUGGGGCACUGGAGGUGGGGUGCAGCAAUAUACUCAUUCUGGGUGCUCUGGGACCAGACCCAAAACACUGGAGGACCUGUUACAUAUAUGCAUUCAUUUACACACAGAUAUACAUAUUUACAGCACGUUACAGGUGCGUACCUCAUUCGUGUGCAUUGGCUGAGGAGACUGGAUGAGCUGUUACAUGCAAACAUGCAGGGAUGUGUGAUUUACAAUGUGCACUGUUUGCCAUAUGAUCUGAGGGUUUUAUUUAAUAGGUCAAAUGUGUGUGAGUGUGUGAGUGAGGCAGAAACUCUCAGCCAAACCUCGAUUAAACAGCACUUAAAUAGUUUAUUUUAGAUGAAACAAAGUCACCGACUGGGUGACGCGUACUGAGUGAACACAUUGCAGACGACACCAGCAAAGCUUUGCAGUUGUCAGGAAACUCCAACAUUCUCGCUCCGCUUUCAUUUUCUUGACACGAGUAUCGGAAUUCCGCCAGUCCAUCUCACUAGGGGCUGAAUCGCUUUUUCAAUUCUUUGACUUGAGUUUAAUUCUUGAUGAAAGCAAUAACACAGAUUUGACUUUGUACUGUGUGAAGUGUUUUUAUUUAUCAUGUGGAAGACGGGCGGCGAUUGGAUGAUUUGUUGCGUGCAGGCAGACGGACAGACAAGCUGAGCCAGUGAAACAACAAGAAGUGUACGGCAUAAACAGUUCUCCAUGCCUUAUAACACCUUCAUAACAUGGCGCCUGCUUCAAGAGGCACAACCUUGUAGCGGUUCGAGUUCAAAAUGGCACCCCAGGCCCGUUUCAAAAUGUAAAUGCCAGAGGAUUUUGAAAAUGAGGAUGUGGGGGGGGAAAGGCCUGUUUUGCGCUUGAUGUAAACUGAAUUAUGAAUUGUUCUGACCACACUUGGUUUGCGUUCUGUCCCAUAUCUGCAUGAAUGACACGCUCCUACCUUUUCAUUGAUAAUGUGAAUGUGCUACUGAUGGAACUAGCGCACACUAACCAAUGAGAUGCCUGAAUUAGGAGGAUCUUGACGUAAUCAAGCAGAGCUGCCGUCGUUACUUUUUUUUUUUUUUUGUAACUUUGAUUCGGUGUACUUUCAGGGACGAAUGUUACUUUGUGAAGAUGCGUAUCAUUUGAUGGCGCACUGGUAGAAAACCUAUUGAUACUGUACAUUUCGGGUGGCACACGUUGCCGCUGUGGAAACGGUGUUACUGCAUGUGCACAUGGUAACCAGGUUUACAGAUCUCUAUUUAAAGACGUUUUAAGAGCCAUGUGUCAAUAACAGUUUUAGCCUUUUGUAAGCGUCACUUCUUUUUUUCUUCUUCUUCUCCCUAGAAGGUCACUAUUUUAUUCGAGCGGUAAUUGUGAAUUGAAUGAUGUGAUCAUUUUUACAUGCAACACUUUUUCUAUAUGACAACUUUAGAUAUUAAAGAGUUCUAGCACUUUCUGUAAGAUGUACACGAUCAGACCAGCCCCGCGAAGGCGUCUCGAGUAGUUACUGGAAAUUAUAUAAAUCCGCAGCGAGCGGCUUUCCUGAAUUGAUUGGCCGCUGUUUAUCUCUCUUUCUCUGUCUUUCAGAAUGAAUAAAACACUGUUGUUUUUAAUCUGUGUAAAUACAAGAUCAAAUGUCACUUUUAGUGUCCAUAGUUAAUUUCAGUAAUCUGAAAUGCUUCGUGUGUAAAGGACCUCGUCAGACUGAGGGCUAUUUAGUGUUAGAGCAGCUGCUAAAGACUUAGAAUUAAUGUUGGUUAGAAAUUUAUGCAUCGCUUCCCAAAAAGAGCAUGGCAGGUGUAUCAGUCUGCUUCGGGGGUCACCACCCCUGCACGUGAUGCUCGCCUGCCCUGCAUGUUUUCCGGGGCGUGCUCAGCCAAACUAGGAAAUGCCAGACUCCACUAACCAGCUGCAGCUGCAGCAGGUACACACGGAAAAUGUGCAGGACAGGUGAUCUCUCCAAGAGGAGGGUUGUGACCCCUGGUCUAUUUAUAUGUCCUAGAACCACAGGGCUUAAUUUUCACCUGGUAACUCAUUAAAAAGAUCAGAUUCCCGUUUAUUUAGGAUUCCGCUGACUAACCGUGAUGUAACUCCUUCCGGUUGGCUCUUGACGCUCUCAUACACUCCAGCUUUGCAUUUUGCUUUAAAACGCUUUUAAUCAUUAAAAGCAAAGCAGACCCGCGAUUCCUGAAGCUCGCUCAUAAAAGAUGAGAUAUGAAGCCAUACGUGUAAAGCAGGGGUGGCCGUGGCCAAGUUCGGUCCUCGAGAGCCACCUUCCUGACACUCUUAGUUGUCUCCCUGCUCCAACACACCUGAAUCCAAUGAAAGACUCGUUAGCAGACUUUUAAUGAGCCUUUCAUAGGAUUCAGGUGUGUUGGAGCAGGGAGACAACUAAGAGUGUCAGGAAGGUGGCUUUCGAGGACCGAACUUGGCCACUCCUGGUGUAAAGUGUACUUGGAUCAGAUGUUUCAUAUUGGCCUUAGUUUGGUGUUAAUGCCAGAAAACAUCCACUUUCUGCUGAUUUCCUCCCAACACUUUCUACACAUUCAUCAGGAUCUCUUUGACAUAUGAGGGCUAUAAUUGUUUUGUUGGCUGUUCAACACAUUUAUGUCUUUUCUAACAUUGUUGCAUAUCUUUGAUGUGAGAAACUGUAUAAAAAUAAUAGUUUGGAUUCAUGAAAAAAAGACAUCUUGAUGGUUUUUGUUUUUCAAAGCAUUAAAGUUGAAUAAUGAGA
Molecule: messenger RNA, 5602 nt
Organism: Thalassophryne amazonica
Lineage: Eukaryota; Metazoa; Chordata; Actinopteri; Batrachoidiformes; Batrachoididae
Product: SEC14-like protein 1
Exons: 16
Coding region: 347-2533 (728 amino acids)
Biological process (GO): negative regulation of RIG-I signaling pathway
Cellular component (GO): cytoplasm; cytosol
Molecular function (GO): RIG-I binding
Source: RefSeq, a predicted model, not a curated record